Molecule: messenger RNA, 1250 nt
Organism: Solea senegalensis (Senegalese sole)
Lineage: Eukaryota; Metazoa; Chordata; Actinopteri; Pleuronectiformes; Soleidae
Gene: traf5
Product: Tnf receptor-associated factor 5
Exons: 7
Biological process (GO): regulation of canonical NF-kappaB signal transduction; positive regulation of JNK cascade; regulation of apoptotic process
Cellular component (GO): plasma membrane signaling receptor complex
Molecular function (GO): thioesterase binding; zinc ion binding
Source: RefSeq, a predicted model, not a curated record
CGCACGGAGCCCUGUCCUCACUGUGGACAACCUCAGCAACUCCACCUCCUGCAGGAACACGUUCAGAGCUUGUGUCCAGAUGUGGAGGUGGACUGUCCCAACACCUGCUUCCAGAAGGUUCUCAGACACAAGCUCGUGGAGCAUCAAGAGUCAUGUCCCGAAGUUCACGUCAGCUGUUCAUACAGCAGGUUCGGGUGCUCUGUUCAGGGUAAAAGAGGGACAGUGGACAUUCAUGAAGACGCUGCUGUCAAUCAUCACAUGCUGCUGGUGCUGAGGAGCAACGACCACCUGGAACAACAGGUGGAAGUUCUCCAGCAGGAGGUGCUGUUGAGGCAGCAGGAGGUUCAGGCGGACAAUUUGCUGCUCGCUGGUCUGCAGAAAAAGAUUCGACCGCUGCUGCAGCAGACUGACAUUCAAGAAUGCGACGUCUCUGCAUCUCAGAGGACGCAGCGCAGGCAGGACGACGUCCUGUCCACCGUCCUCUUGGACGUCCAGCAGGUGUCUCGGGGACUUCCUGGUCUGGAGGAGCUGGAGCAGCUCAGACGGUCUCUGGACACCGUGACACAGGAAGUGUCGACGGCCGAGGCGCUGAAAGAACAUCUGGGACGUGUGGAGGACAACGUGAAGGACCACUCGUGUCUCCUGGAUCUCCAUGAAGCUCAGCUCAGCUGUAAUAAGCAGCGUCUUCAGGAGCUCGAGGCCACGUCGUACGACGGCAAACUCAUCUGGAAGAUCCAGGACUUCAGGAGGAAGAGAGAUGCAGAGGUCAGAGGUCAAACGCCGUGCCUGAGCAGCGUGUCGUUCCACGCCGGACGCUGCGGCUACAAAAUGGCCGUCAAAGCUUACCUGAACGGUGAUGGCGAAGGCCGCGGGACUCACCUGUCUCUGUACGUGGUCCUGAUGCCCGGGGACUUCGACGCGCUGCUGCCGUGGCCGUUCAGACAAACCGUGUCUCUGUCGCUCCUGGACCAGAGAGGCGCCGCCGACCACCGCAGCCUCAGCUUCAGACCCGACCCGGCGUCUAAGAGCUUCCAGCAGCCUGAUACCAGGGCUGCGAGUAACCUGGCCGUGGGAUUCUCCUGCUUCUGUCCCCUCGAUGAGCUCCAAGACACCAGGGAUGCGGCAUACGUCCGAGACGACACGCUGUUCGUCAGAGUGAAGGUGGACAUGUCGGGUUUAGACUUGUGAUCAGUGAGCGUGUACACUCACUCUCCCACACCAAAGUCCAAAGAGAAAAUCAGUGAUUUUAG